CCGGGUUUGCGGAUCGAUUCCACUCAAAUCGCGUUGAUGCGCAACACCCUUCCCGUGCGCUGGGUGCGGAUAGCUUGAUGACGGCGGUGGCGGCAGCGCGUGAAUGCGGAUGGAUUGAUGAUAGCGGCUGCGCUCUGGGCUCAAUCUGGCACGGCGCUCGAUUCGUGGUCGUCGGGCUCGAUCCGGCCGACACCGCGCUCGAUUCGGGAAGCCGCGACGCUCGCUGCAGUCUACGCCGUCGGGAAUGAGAUCCGGCUGCGACCAGCACCGCCGGUGCGUGCUCCUCCUAGACACGCGCGCGGCGGCGCGGGAACCCAGCCAUGUCCGAGCUCGUGUGUGCCAGGAUGCUACAGGCGCAGCAGCACGUGGUGCUCCACCGGUCGCUGUAGCUGGUGCAAGUACCGUCACAGCGAUGCCGCUAGGGUGAACCUCAGGGACUGCUGGGAUUGGUUCAACGGCAACUGCGUGAACCUUAAAUGUUCAUUUAGCCACCAGGCAUUUCAACAAACAGACUACGGGCAUGUCUGUCAGUGGCACCACGACCAGGCAAGGCCACACGGCGGCGCACUGGGGAGCCGGCCGAUACAGCCAACAAGGAGACGCUUGGGCAGCGGCCAUAGUGGUCUUCUAUGGUUGUCAAGGCGGCGGCGGGCUCGAGUGCAGAGGACGAGGCCUGACGCGCAUCCGCCUCCAUUAGCCAGAGCAGGAUGCCCCGCGCAGGAGCUGACUCGGGGCGCGGGCCGAUGCUUCUUCAACUGCCAGCCACUAGCCGCGCCGCCGGCCGGCCGCCAGCCGCGCCGCUAGCCACUGGUCGU
This is a messenger RNA of Triticum aestivum (bread wheat), 815 nucleotides long. RefSeq lists its product as uncharacterized. Bases 118 to 804 code for a protein of 228 amino acids. Lineage: Eukaryota; Viridiplantae; Streptophyta; Magnoliopsida; Poales; Poaceae. The transcript has 3 exons. Gene Ontology annotation, molecular function: mRNA binding. The record is from RefSeq and is a predicted model, not a curated record.